Molecule: messenger RNA, 1059 nt
Organism: Sphaeroforma arctica JP610
Lineage: Eukaryota; Ichthyosporea; Ichthyophonida
Exons: 1
Coding region: 1-1059 (352 amino acids)
Source: RefSeq, a predicted model, not a curated record
AUGAAAACCCUGCCUCAGUUCACGAAGAUCAGGGGUGACAAUCACCAUACGACGAUUGAUCAGGCACAGUUAGGCCAUAUGUACAAGUAUUUAGCUCAACACGUUCUGUUACGGGUUAUGCUAAUCUGCCAGACGAUACCAGCGUCACAGACGUGGAACGGAUUAUCACCGAGAAUUUCGGGCCAGCAACCAAUAUGUUUUGCCCUUCCGACGGAUCUCCAUCAUCAAGCUCGCAGUAUGAACCAGGAUACCAUGGUGGGAGCACGUUUACAUCUAGUGAUGUUAUACGAGAUGUCCCAGUAUGUGACUACAUCGAUUAUUUACCAGGUGGAUUCGCUCUUACACCCCGCACCUAAUGCUGGAAACACCUUUGCGACACCUCAAGUUAGCCUGCUGGACGCGGCCAAGGAAGCCAGUUUCGGACGUAUUCUGGACCUCCCUAUGCCACCUCAGCUUCCGCAGACCACGACCCCACGCCAGGGACCAGCGGUAUUUUUAAUGUGGUGUCAAAGGGCCCUUCAUGAGUAUGCCAGUAACCCAAUUAACCUGCCGACUCGCGACAAUGGAAGGACCGGCAAUAAGCCGAACAGCGACCAUUCUUUGCGGCAUGCAAGGGACGUUGAUGAAAAUUUGACCGAUCGAAGGCGCACUUCGCGCUAUCAUCUGGUGAACAACGGUACUGGCAGCGUGGAUAUCACUGGAAGCAAGUCUCGAUCUCAUGACGGUGACGGACCAAACCGUGAGACGUACGAAGAAUGGUACUUAACCAGAAGUUCAGCCCGUGAUUUACGGGAUAUCCUACUGUCCCAGCGUGCGAGUAAGCACCCGGUGGCUUUCGAUCUAACUAGACGACAACCAUCGCCGAGCGCGGGUGACGAUGAAAAGGCACUUUUUGCGUAUAAACAGGAGAUUGAUCGUCGGCAGAUACUUUUGGACAAUAAAACCAUCGCUGAUACGCCAUUCCCGGACUUGACAGGGUUGAUCUGUAUGUUUUUUUACUUCGGUUCAGACUAUGACACAGCAUAUGCGGUGGAGACCUACAGCAGCCGAGCGAGUUAA